AUGGCUGUCUCGGCAAGGAGGCUGGCUUUCGGCUUCGCACUGGCAAUCCGGAUGGGACAAAGCCAAGACAGCUGGGAGCAGCGCACUCUGAGUCGAGAUGACGAGUGCGACAGCGAAGAGUGUGCGGUCUCCGAGUUGCAACUCAACGCGCGGGCAAAGGCGAUCUUGAACACCUCCCACUGGAGCAUGGGCCCCCCAAGCACGCCCUUCCAGUACAACGGCAUCGAGUGGCCGGCUUUGAGGUUGGGCCGUACCGGGGAGGCCCACUUCUUCGCCAUCGGCGACUGGGGCGGCAUGGACGGAGCGCUGCACCCCCCAAAUGAGUGCAUUCCGCAGCAUGCAACCCCAGGGUGCCGGCCGCGGAUCAUCGCCUACAAGGGUGGCCAGACUCCGGGUCCUCACGUCUUCCCACGCACGCGGUGGAACAAGCAACAUUCCGAGCUCCUCUGCUCCCACGACCAGUUUGUGGCCUGUUUCGAUGGGGGAGAGCACAAGGGCGAGCACUGCGUGCCGGGCUGUGGCUUUGUGCCAGGCGUAGAUACGCAGCCACAGAUCCUGGUUGCGAAUGCCUUCAGGGCACGGGCCUCCAAGGCGAAUCCGGACUUUAUCCUCAACGUGGGCGACAACUUCUACUGGGGUGGCAUCGAGGAGAAUUGCGGUGCCUCCAUGCACGGCAUUACCUCAACGACUCGGCAUCAGUUCGACUCCAUCUUCGAGGGCAUCUACCAGGGUGCCGGCCUCAGCAACAAGCCCUGGAUCAGCGUCCUGGGCAACCACGACUGGGGAGGGCGGCAGUUCAACAACGGCUGGGACCAGCAGAUUGCGUACACUUGGGCCAGCAACCGAUGGAUCAUGCCAGCACCAUACUACAGCAUGCGAGUCGAGUACCCCGGCUUCUCCAUUGACAUCUUCGCCAUCGACAGCAAUGCCAUGGAUGCUAGGUCCCCAGAGGAGGAUCCGGAGCACAACCUCUGCGGUGCCAAGCACAACCCCCCCGGGGCCUCUUGUGCAUCCAUCGGUGGCCCGGCGAAUGUGCAGUCUUGCCACAGCUGGUUUCAACAGUUCUGGGGGAAGAACAAGGAGUGGGCCCUGAGAAAGGUGCCCCAGUCAAAUGCAGACUGGCAGAUCGGCCUGACUCACUUCCCCUGCGGCCACGAGAGCGGCUUCUAUGCCCAGUUGCACGGCAUGGGGAUGGACCUCUUGGUCACCGGCCAUCGGCACGACCAGGAGCUUCACGACCACUCCGGGCCUGGGGGCAUGACCUGCAUCGUGACAGGCGGUGGCGGCGGGAUCACCAGCGAGGCUACGCCGAACCCAGCUGACAGGACGCACUGGUAUGGCGAGGGUCAGUACGGCUUCUAUGAUUUUACCGUCUCCAAGGACAAGAUCUUCAUUGAGUCCAUCAACUAUGAUGGAAAGGUCCUGAAGACCGCAACCGUUCAUCCAAGCCGCUGA
This is a messenger RNA of Symbiodinium natans, 1455 nucleotides long. NCBI's taxonomy places the organism in Eukaryota, Dinophyceae, Suessiales, Symbiodiniaceae. The record is from the annotation of a GenBank genome assembly.